AUGGGGGGUGGUUUGUUUUGGUUGGGAGGGUGGGGGUGGUUUGUUGUGGGGGGGGGUGGUUUGGUGGGUGUUGGGUGGGUGGUUUUGGGUGUGUGGAGGGGGGGGGGGGUUGGGUGGGGUUGGUUGGGUUGUGUGGGUUGUGAGUGUGGGUAUGGGUUGGUUGGGGUGUGGGGGUGGUUUGUGGGGGGGGGUUGGGGGGGGGGGUUUGUGGGUGGGGUGGGGGUUGUUGGGUUGGGUGGUGUGGUUGGGGGUGGGAGGGGGGUUUUUGUUUGGGGUUAUUGGGGUGUUUGGGGGGUGGGGUUGGGGAGUGUAGGGGGUGGGGGGAGUGGUGGGUUGUGGUGUGGUGUGUUUGUGUGGGGGGGGGGGGGGGGUUUUUGGGGUUGUGGGGGGGGGGUGUGUAGGGGUGGGGGGUUGGGGGUUUUGGUGGUGUAUGGGGUGGGUAUUUGGUUGGGUUUUGUUGAGGGGGGGGGUGUGGGGUUAGGUUUUGUGGUAGUGUAG
Molecule: messenger RNA, 498 nt
Organism: Knipowitschia caucasica
Lineage: Eukaryota; Metazoa; Chordata; Actinopteri; Gobiiformes; Gobiidae
Source: the annotation of a GenBank genome assembly